Molecule: messenger RNA, 882 nt
Organism: Carya illinoinensis
Lineage: Eukaryota; Viridiplantae; Streptophyta; Magnoliopsida; Fagales; Juglandaceae
Exons: 1
Coding region: 1-882 (293 amino acids)
Molecular function (GO): nucleic acid binding; zinc ion binding
Source: RefSeq, a predicted model, not a curated record
AUGGUUACGGAAGGAAGAGUCAUGGAAGAAGAAUUAUGGGUGCUUUACAUAAAACUUUCCUUUACUGCAAAGGAGUCAGCAGGGGUAGUGGUUGAAACAGGUCGGCUCGAGGAUGUUAGAGCUCAAGGUGAGAAAUCUUUGAUGGUUAGGCUCCUCACGGAACGAUAUUUUAAUCGGGAGGCAUUUAAACAGACGAUGCAGCGGAUUUGGAGACCAACGAAAAGUGUUAAGUUCCGUGACCUAACUUUGGGCAUGAUGUUGGUGGAAUUUGAUGACCCUAGAGAUAAGAUACGAGUUCUUCACGGUGGCCCUUGGACUUUUAACAAAAAACUGGUGCUAACCAUGAAGUUUGAGGGACAUUUGCAGGUGCAUGAAGUUUCCAUGACAAUAGCAGACUUUUGCGUUAGAAUCCAUGAUUUACCACUGAUUGCAUGUAACGAAUACGUUGGUAAAUUGAUUGGGGAUACAUUGGUUAAGGUUAUUGAGGUGGAUGUAGACUAUGAUGAUUUAGCCUGGGGGGAGUAUAUGAGAGUUCGGCUAGCCUUGGACAUCACGAAGCCCCUGUUACGGCGGAAGAAGAUAAGCCUGGGUGACCACAGAAAAUGUUGGGUUCGGUUUACUUAUGAGAGGUUGUCGGAUUUCUGCUACCAAUGUGGACGGCUGGGGCACUCUCACCGUGAGUGUGACAUAUGGAAGUCUCGGAGUAUAGAUUCUGAAGGUGAUUGCCUUCCCUAUGGGCAAUGGCUGAGGGUGGCGCCAUCAGCCGGAUGGGGAGCCAACAACCAUCAGCACGGACAGAAGGAUAGUGCCACUAGGAAGCAUCCACCCCCAAGUCCUGCAGCACUCUCCAAGGGGCACACUCAAAAUUCGCAGGAGGAAUAA